This is a messenger RNA of Diabrotica balteata, 2844 nucleotides long. NCBI's taxonomy places the organism in Eukaryota, Metazoa, Arthropoda, Insecta, Coleoptera, Chrysomelidae. The record is from the annotation of a GenBank genome assembly.
AUGAGUUGUACCAUACUACUUCCCUAUUUGCACCUAGUUUUAAGUGAGUGCAACGCAGCAGUAGGCGUGAAAGCCUUCUUCGAUAUGAUGCACAGCGGACCCCACAAACUCAUGCUGUUCGGGGCAGCGUGUACUCAUGUAACCGACCCCAUAGCUAAAGCUUCCAAACAUUGGCACUUAACACAGCUAUCAUACGCAGAUACACACCCGAUGUUCACCAAAGAAAAUUUUCCAAAUUUUUUUCGGAUAGUACCAUCCGAAAACGCAUUCAAUGCCCCAAGACUGUCUCUUCUAAAGGAAUUCAAUUGGACCAAAGUCGGUACUAUUUAUCAGAACGAACCUCGGUUAGUUGCUGAAUUAGAUACAAUGGGUUACCAGGUUUUAGAAACGCAAAGCUUUACCAACGAAGUUCUUUCUGCACUUACGAAGCUUAAGGAGAAGGAUACUCGAAUAAUAUUAGGAAAUUUUAACGAAAUAUGGGCUCGUGAUAUCUUCUGCGAAGCAUACAAACUAAAAAUGUACGGUAAAAAGUAUCAGUGGAUCAUAAUGGGGACGUACAGUCCGGGAUGGUGGACGCGGUUGGAGCCUGACUUUAACUGCACGUUGGAAGAACUGGAGUCAGCGUUACAGCAAACAAUUUUGACUGAUCUCUUACCAUUAUCGACCAGUGGAGAAAUUACAAUAUCUGGAAUAGUAAGAGUAACCGGACCUGUACGAUUUUACGAUAACGAAAGAAAGGCGAGCAUUCUCUUGAAGCAGUUUCAAGAGGGUAAAGAAGUAAAAGUGGGCGAAUAUAGUGCUGCAACACAACACUUGGAUCUCACACUCGGGGAUCCACUUAAGUGGAUUGGCAAGUAUCCACCCAAAGAUAGAACUUUAGUUAUAAUAGAACAUACCAGGGUAAAUAAGACUGUUUACGCCAUUUUAGCAACGUUGUCAGUUUGCGGUAUAAUUAUGGCCAUAGUGUUUCUGGCUUUUAACAUCAAAUACAGAAAUCAAAGGUAUAUAAAAAUGUCCAGCCCGCAACUAAAUAAUUUAAUCAUUAUUGGAUGUAUGUUGACAUAUACGAGUGUCAUUUUUCUUGGACUGGAUUCUGGAUUAUCCAGUAUAGAUGUCAAAUUAAACAAAAAGGUUAUCAAAGACUACCAGCUCUUUAUGGUAGUCGGAGUACUUCUUGUCAUAGAUUUGGCUAUCAUGACUACCUGGCAAAUAGCUGAUCCCUUUUAUCGAGACACGAAACAAAUGGAAAGAUACCCACAUCCUUCUAACGAAGAUAUUAUUAUUAUACCCGAAAACGAAUACUGUGCUUCUGAACAUCAAACUAUUUUUGUGGGGUCUAUAUACGCCUACAAAGGCCUUUUAAUGAUUUUUGGUGCCUUCUUGGCCUGGGAAACCCGUCAUGUGUCAAUUCCAGCACUUAAUGACAGCAGGCAUGUUGGUUUAUCCGUUUACAACGUCGCCAUCAUGUGUAUAUGUGGUGCUGCGGUAGCUUUAGUAUUAGUGGAUCAUCAAGAUGCAAUGUUUUUAAUAAUAGAACUAAGAAGGAAUCCGGCAGGAGCUAUCGACAAAAGGUUUCGCCCUACUCUUAGACCAAUGUCCAAGACUCGCAGGGAUUCCAGCGUUUCCGAACUAGAGACUAAAAUUAAGGAUGUUAAAAGUUUAAACUCCAAAUAUAGAAAAACUUUAUUAGACAAGGAAUCUGAAUUACAGAUGCUGAUUAGGAGACUGGGAAAUGAAGCCAAGGAAUUGUUAGAAUCUAGAGCAGACUCCAUGAGUGACACUAACAGACUAUCGGUACCUCUACUAAGAAAAGAAGCACCAAGUGCCACGGAAACUAGCGAUUUAACUUCACUGUGCAGUUUGAGUUCUCAAGAUUAUGCUACUUUACAAAGAAAUGAUAGCCAAAAGCAAGUUUUCAAUUUUUUAUAUUUAUAUUUGUUGAUAUUGGGGAGGAAGAAGAAAAUCAUAGGAGAGUCUCCCAAACGUGCAAAAUCCCCUGUCCCUAUACUUCAGGAACCUCAACCUGAACCUCAAAAGCAUCUAAAUGGUACUGUUAAACAAAGCAAUGAGACUUCGGAAUUGGAUAGCAAUUACAACACAGUUAAGGAGAUUACUAAACCGGAAUAUGAUAAACCGCCUGAUUACCAACCAGUGGAAUAUCCUAAGGAAGAAUAUGUGAGGACGAAAACUCCUACACACGAAAGAAGAUCGUCGAGAUGCUACGAUUCGGAAACCAUGACAAUAACACGAAGAAAGUCUAGUCUGAAAGCCGAAACUGUCGUUGAACAAGAAGAAAGAAUGUGUCACAAAACUGCCGUCCCCAGUAACCGAACAACUCCAAAGAAAAAACCUGAAUACGGUACUCACGUAGUAAGUAAAAGCGAACUCUGGGACACUGGCAGCCAACACAGGUGCAUGAAAAGUCAUCAGAAAAAUAGCAGAGUUAGUAUAUCUCAAGAAGAAGACGAUCCUCACAUGCACCGAACAGUUUCCGAACGAAAUCGCCAUUCUUCGCAAAGAGAAAAACGCGACAAAUCACCUGCCAAAAAACAACAAGAGCAACAGCAACUGCCUACGAAUAUUUGCAAUCAGCAGUGCAACAAGUUGGGUUACUUCCAAAGUACCCCUAACGUGAACUCACUGAAGAACGCUGCUCAUACGCCUAAACGGGAAAAAUCGAUGUACAACGCCACUUCUGAAAGUGAACUAUUAGACCGCGAAAUUUUACCGAUUUUCCAGAAAUUGCUCACUGAACGCAAUAAAAGCCAGCAUAAUAUAGACUUUUCUUUCGGCAGGUCGUGUCCGAACAUUUCUAUUAAGUGUGAUAUUGUCGAGUAUUUGUAA